Messenger RNA from Schistocerca cancellata (South American locust), 7021 nucleotides. RefSeq names its product golgin subfamily A member 6-like protein 22. The record is from RefSeq and is a predicted model, not a curated record. The transcript has 12 exons. NCBI's taxonomy places the organism in Eukaryota, Metazoa, Arthropoda, Insecta, Orthoptera, Acrididae. Bases 103 to 1971 code for a protein of 622 amino acids.
GAUCGGCGCCGCCAAUAAUAGCAUAGCAGAAGCAAGUGGCCGCCCCGUGCCGUGCUAUCGCGCGGGUCACCUCAGCUGCGACACUCGACGCCUCCCGAGAAGAUGGACAGUGGCGACGAAGACAGCGUCCUCGAGGGCAGCGUGGGCAGCGGCAGUGGCAGCGGCAGCGGCGAUGGCGACGCAGACAGCGACGCCGUGCCGCGGGCCUGCGCCGCCUGUCCUCAGGACAUCCUCGACUGCAUGGAGCGCGCCGGAUGCGGCGAGCCGCCCCUCGCCGCCUUCUUCACUUACUGGAGGACCUUGCUGAACCAAGAGGCGCGCUUCCGAGAGCAGCUGUCGGAGCUACAGCAGCGCAACGAGCGGCAGCAGCAGGAGGCGAACGCGCUGCGCUUCCGCAUGGAGGAGCUGUCGCGAGACGCCAUGGUCAAGGGCGCCGGCAUGGACCGUCUUCAGGCUGAGCUGGAGGCAGCGAAUAAGGACUCAGAGAGUGUCCGCCAAAAACUGCGCCAGCUGGAAAGUGAACUCACGACUUACAGACAACAAAAUGCAGAUCUUCUGGAGCAACUUAACCAGAAAACGACAGAAGACUGUGAAUCCACAAAGAAAUUGGAGGAAAAAGUUAAAGAGCUGGAAGUUCAGCUCAAGGAUAUGCAGCAGGAACGUGAUCGUUUGGAGAAGCUUCGCAUUCAGUUAGAAGCAGAAAGAGAAGAGGAGAUGAAAAUUGUUCAAGAGGCACUGGAUGAGGCACAACAAGAGAAGGCUGAAAUGCAAGCACAGUUUGAGAAACUUCAUACGGAGACAACCAAUAGGGAACAACAAAUGCUUGAUGACUUUGAAUGGAAGCUGCGAGAAGUAGAGCAAGCAUGCAAAAAACGCUUAGUUGAGAAAGAGCAAGCUUUUGAAGAGAAAAUCAAAGAAACUACAAAGAAAUUGGAACAGCAGCAUAAAGGAGAGAUUGCAACUCUCAAAGCAUAUGAAGCAGAGGUACAUCAGUUAAGAGGACUUUCACAUGAGCAACAAAGAUCAAUGAGAAAUGCAGCAAGACAGACAGAAGAGUUACAAGUUGCAGAGAAAAUGCUGAAAGAGGAAGUAGCUCGCCUGAAAACAGUUAUUGAAACAGAAAAAAGUUAUGCUGCAACAAUCCAGAACAUUCAUGACAAACAUGUCGCAGAGGCAGAAAGGAAACUUCAGUCUCAACUUCAAAUCCAGAGGAAUGAAAUUAAUGCUCAGUGGGAAGAACGGACGCAUCGUGAAUUUUCACGUCUGAAGUCAGAAAUGGAAAAGGUUCAUAAUGAAGAAAAGAAAGUGGCAAUACAGUCCAUUAGGAAGCAGUUAGAAGAUGAAUUACAGAAAACAAAGGGAGAUCUUGAAAAGAAGUUACAGAAAAGUUUGAGAGAGGUUGAACAAUUGAGAUCAAAUCUAGCAGAAAAGGAACAAUAUUACCAGAAGGAAAUAGAAAAAACCAGAACAAAUGCAGAUAGGGAUAUCUUCGACCUUCGUAGAAAAUUGGACAAAAUUGAUAUGGCAUACCAGGAACAAAUGGAAAAACUGACAGAAAAGCAUGAGAAGGAAAUUGAACAUUUAAAUGAGGAAGCAGAACGGAGGGUACAACAAGUGGAGCAGAACUGGCAGUUACAAAUAAGUUCAACAAGAGCUACUCUUGAGUUAGUAAAGGAACAGAUGCAACGCGAUGCAGAUGAAAGGAUGGAAAGUCUUAAAGAAAAAUAUCAGCAGCAGCUAGAAUCCCAGUGGGAAAAGCUGAAUAAUGAGAAAGAAGAUGCAAUAAAAUCCCUGGAAGAGAAACAUCAAAAUGAAAUGAAACAGUUUAGAGAUGAAGUAGAGGAAAUGAAAAAGAUGUAUAUGACAAGAGAGAAAGAAGUCCACACAUCCCCACAGCAAGAGAGGCGAUAUGGCUCAGGGCACUCAGCACAGGAUGGAAAGAAGAUGAAUGAAAAAUGCACAGUUUCAUAGGAAUAAAUUAACAUGAAAAGGAAUAUAUACAUUUGUAUCUGCAUAGACAUAUCCUGAUUGAAAGAACUUCCAAUAUUUAAAUUGACAAAAUUUAUUUAUAAAAAAAGUACAUUUCAUUUCAGUUUGGCUGUCAGAUCAUCAAUACUUGAGGAUAAAGCAUGGCACUCACUAUUUCUUAUACUGGCUAAGCUGUUUCUUUAACUGUGGGUAUAGUUCAUUAAUCCCAGUGUUAAUUGUAGAUUAACUCUGUAUCAGAAGAUAAAGUUACAGAUACAAUAUUUGUGUAAUUGGUCAUUAAGUAAAAGUGUAGUUUUUUAGUUGAGAAAGUGAAAAGAAGUCAGCUAUUGUGGGUGUGCUGUGCUUAUUAAUAGACUGUCAUGUAUGGCACAGUAUUGCUUGAAAUGAGGAUGAAUGCUUAGUUCGAUUUAUUCAUCCAAAGAUAAUUUCCACUGUAUGGACAUAAUCAAAAGCAUAUAUAAAUCCUUUUCAUUUUUUAGAAAACAAACCAAAAGUACAAGUAUUAACUUCUAUUCACAACAAGUUAUAGAAAAUUGGCAGCAGUUCUUUAAUGAAAACACAUAGUAUACUCAGUGCAUUUAUGUCCUAUUUUGUAUGUGUUCCAUUGUAUUAUUGUUAGAUAAUACAGAAUUAACAUAUGGAACUCUAAAUAUUCCUAUAUUCUUUAAUGCUAUAUGGACAGUAAAAAUCAGGAAAUAUUGUAAUUCCUGAAACUUUCUGGCAGAUUAAAACUGUGUGCCCGACUGAGACUUGAACUCGGGACCUUUGUCUUUCGCGGGCAAGUGCUCUACCAUCUGAGCUACCGAAGCACGACUCACGCCCGGUCUCACAGCUCUACUUCUGCCAGUAUCUCGUCUCAUACCUUCUAUUGUAAUUCUCAUUUGUAGUCAUAAGCUUCCUUUCAUGUUCUCUUUGCUGGUAGGGAUUUCAUUGAACAAGAUUCAGCCAUUCAUUCAUGCAUUCAUAAUGUUGUAGAGUAUGCAUCAUGAAGCAGAAUCCUCUGAAAUGUGUAAAAUGCAAAGAAAGUUUUAUUUAUUCACUGUUACCCUGGUUGUCAUAUUCUUCCCUUCUACUGUGAAGCAUACACGUCCUAAUUUCAUAAUAUGUUGCAUUUUAUUUUCACAUACAUAACUGUUUCACAUACACGUAAAGUUCAUAAUAUCAAUAUGGUAAGGUUCUGAAAUUUAUUUGUAUAGGAUUUUCUUCAGAGCAUUCCAGCCAUGGAUCUAAUGACCUGCUUUUGCACAUUUAUCUGUCUCUUCACAUGAUAUUUGUCACACAGUCCCCCAUUUUUGUUGACAUGUCCAUUUAGCAUACUGGACAUUUUCCUUGUGAGAAAUUCAGGAAUACAAUAGAGCUUCUUUCUUAUAAGCUUUUUCAUUGUGUAGUGUCCAUGUUGUGUACCUUUUUACUGUGACAUCUGGUAACUAUCCAUUACCUUCAAAUGCUUGACAUUAAUUCAUCUUUGUGAAUUGUUGUACUAACAUCAUUCUGUGUUACUGCUGUUUUUAAUUAUGUAAUUAACUCUGAAAUAUAAACUAACUUUUUUAUGUUUGGUAACACUUUUGCUACAAUAAUAAUGCUGUCAUUACAGCUUGCUGUAAUGUGAUGUAGUUAGUAGCAGUUACAUGUCUUAUGCCUUGGCAGAUUUUCUUUUCCUAAACAAAUGUGUAAAACGAUCCUACAUUUUUCUCUUAGUUGACCAGUUAUUUCUAAAUUCAGCUCUCCCAUUUGUGAAAUAUGGUGUUUUUGUCAUUUAAAUUUAUUAUUCUCUUUUUUGUUACUGUCAUAUGUUCCUGUGUUCAUUUGUAAGUUAACAGAUCUAAUAUUUAGUAUCCUUUGACACUCUGAGAUAUUCACGUUCCUAGUCUUGUAAAUCUCAUAACUAGUUUGUGUUUAAUUUGUUAUGAAUCAUUUCUGGUCUUCUUUAUAUUCUUUUGGUAUCCUUCUGUGGGCAUGAAAUAUCUACAGAAUGAUUCCCAUACAACAGAAAUACUCCCACUUCUGAUUCAUACUUUUCAUUAUUUCCCAUUUUCCCAUUUACCAUAUCUAAUUUAUGUAACCUACCCAAUAAAUUUAAAUUGAUCUGUCCUCCAGUCUCAUGUACAAUUUAGCAUGAUACUUCAAUUAAUUAUCCAUAACAGUCAGCAAUGAUUGUAGUUACAUUUCCAAUCUCAAUGUAAACUGAGAUCUGUUUGUUUUAUGUUGGCUAUGUAAGUUUCUCAGGUUUCACUGCAACUCAUAGGGUGGUUUAUCCUGUUUCAAAACUAUGUGUACUGAUCAGAUUGCUAUACUCAUUUUAUGACUCUGUUUCAUUGAAACUGAAAUUCCUGGUUAAAGAAAUAUGCAACAUGGCUAGAAAAAAAAAGAUUCAGAUGAAUGUGUGGUGCAUAAUCACAGAUAAAGAAUGCUAUCCUUUGUUUUGUAGCUAACAUAUAUUGCAAUCGUACUGCUUUUGAGUUGAGACAUGCUGAAAUAUGUCACUCUUAUGUAGCCAGCCCCAUGUUUAGUUUAUAAUAAUCAUCUGCCAUAACUUAGUGCCCAACUGUACUUCAGUAUCUUCUCAGUUCCUUGCUGCAUAAUGCAUACUUUGACAAACCUCUACAGUUCCUCUCACUAUGUUAAUAUUUUUCCUUAUUUCUGGUAACAUCAACACCUGGUCUUUGAGGAGCACCAUGUCGCCUGCCUCUUCCAGUUCUCUGUUGUGUAUGACAGCAUUUUCUUACUGAUUGAUUACAAAGGAUCUGACUCAAAAUAGGAACUGAUUGCUUCAUCUGGGAUGUAUUGACUUUUUACAAAAUUGCUAUUUACUGUCGGAAUUACAUUUGAGAGUAAUCUUCUUGCCCAUAGCUCUUCUCUGAAAUGUUAGUAUUAGAUUAUAGUAUAUUCCUGUGGUUAGCAGUAGAUAUUCUCCUGCAGUAUUCUAUUUAUAUACCCUAUAUUACCAUACUCUGUACUUAAUCUCUUUUUUCAUUGUUCCGUCCUUCAUAAGAUGUGGGCAAAUACAAUUCAAUCUUAGAGAUUUUCCUCUAUCAUUUAUAAGAGUCUUACACCAUUACUCCAAUGCUAGAAGACUCUAUCUACUGCAAUCUCUUUAACAUGUGAAAAGAGCUUGACUCUCAUCUCUGAUAGUAUAUAUUAUACUCUGUUUAAAACUGUAAAUUCCAGAGUGGAAAAAAGAAACUGAAAAUCAGGAAAGAAUCCGGAUGAACGAUAGGUAACAGAUAGGCACAUGUAUGUAACACAUUGGAAAAUCGUGACUGUGUAUUUGUGCAUGAGAGUAAAUAAGAGGGAGGAGACAGAGGGGAGGGGGGAUAACAAGUGAAAGAGCAAGAGGGAGACUGUGUUUCAUAUGCAACUGUUCUUGAACUUCAUCCUUACUGUGUGAUAAGGUUCAUCAAAAGUGAUUACCUCAAUAGUAAUGGACAAAUAGUAAACCGCAGACUUGCUGUUAUGAUGCACCAGAAAAUGGAAAAUGUGUACAAAAUACAGCACAAAAAAGAGACAAGAGACUGAUGCUGCAAAUAUGGAUACAUACCAAAUAUGUUUAGUUAGUAGCAUUCACUUCCAAAGUAGGGCCCAUUUGAGUCCACCUGCAUCUGCAUUUAUUACUUUCACUGCUGAAAAUAUUUCUACAUAUUUAUGUCUGUGUGGGUGUAUGGUAACUGGACCAGUUUUGCAUUCCAUUGGAGUGCAAAAGUAUGCCUGCAAUUAGUAAAUUAAUGCCAAUAUACUGACCAAUUUUGGUGAAACUUGUCACAGAGCAGGUGGGCAGUUCAAAGUUGAAAAACAAUAAUGUAUUAAUACACAGUAGCAAAUAGUUCCUUAGUUAUUACAGUAACAUAGUUCAUUUUGUGUUGAGGUAGUGUUCCAGAAAAUGUGUAAGAGCUAGUAUAUGUCAUGUGGAAUUGGUAGAAGAAACAGAAAUUAUUUUAUUACUUGUGGAAAACAAUAUGGCCAUGUGGUAUCCCAGGUAGAGAUGACUAAGCAGUCAAGUGAUCCAUCUUAUGAUGAUUUCGAUAGAGAUGAAAUAAUAAUAAAAAAACAAAGCCACAAAUGUACUCAAAUUCAGGUGACAUAAUAUUUAGGGAAAAAUUUUCUUCAUUAUUUCAACUUUGAUAUAACACCCUUCUGAGAUUGGUGCAAGUGCAUCUCACUCUUGAUAAGGGCUAUUUGGGUAAUUAUCUGUCAGCUGGCACAAUUGUGCCACAUAUAACUCUUUGUUUUAUAUGUGUCAAUUUCAUGAUGGUAUAAGAACUCUAGUGAAAUAAAUGUCAAUGAGCUACAAAAAUGCUUAACAUCACAGAUAAGAUACUGAAGUUGGCAUAACUGCCCUCCAGUGAUACCUAUACCAAGUACCCAAAAGUAAACCAAAUGUUAAACUAUUCUCUGAUACUCAUAUUUAGAAGCAUGUUGUGAACCCCUAGGACUAAAAUUUGAAAGUGCUUUUGAAAUAAAAUCACAAAUAAGUAUGAAUGCUUAAAUAAAAAACUUUUAGAAAUCUGUUUUUUUCAGGUCAUUGUUCUCAUGUUGUCUUAACUGUAUUGAAAUAAGAAAUUUUGUUACUUGCAUAAUUAAUAUCUUAUAAAAUAAAAGAGGCAGUAAUUUUAUUUAAUAUUGUGCAUGAAAAAUGUCUGUAUGAAAUGGGGGAGGGGGGGGGGGGUUCUUGACUGACUGAAGACCACAAUAGUAGAUAUAUUUUGCAUGAAGCCAGAGAGAAGCUAUGAUAAUUUCCAAAUAAAACUGUUACAUAUAUUCAAUUUCCUGUGGGUCUUCAACCUAAAAGUGUAAUUGUACCAUGCUGUGAGCACAUAGGUAGCAUUUAAGGCAUCAUUCAUGAAGCCAGUGAUUUUGUGUUGGUGAGAGUGCAUUUAUUAUUAAGAUUUUCUAAUGUAAAGAACAUAGAUUAUUUUACAGUUAGAUUUUUAUCAUUGUUUUCAUGUUUAAAAUAUAUAAUAUUUGUACAUAUGUAAUAAAUUAUAUGAUAAUCUUUAUAAUGCUCCUACUUUUGUAUUUGAAUAAAAUUACUUAA